AUGAGUAAAGAAAUGUUUCACCUAUCUUCACUUUGGGUCUUAGGGCUGGCCGCCUUCGCUUGGGGCGAUCUGAAUCCUCCAUACUACGCGAAUUUAACAUGGCAACCCGCUCGUUCAAUAUCUAAUUGGGCCAAUUUGACUGUAGAGACACGUACCGGCACUUUCAUUGGCAGCCUUAACGAUACAUAUCCCGAAGUCCGACAGUUCCUGCGUAUUCCGUUUGCUCAGCCACCCGUCGGUGAUCUACGAUGGCUCCCUCCACAGCGGCUACGUGACUCGUCGAAAAGAAUUGAUUCUACUCGCUAUGGCCCCGCGUGCCCCCAAUAUGUGGCCACCAGUGACGGCAUGUGGUCAGAGUAUGAACCCACUAGUCUUCUGCUCAACAUUGGCGAGGCCGACAACCAGGGGUCAACAGCAUGGUCCUCUUCCGAAGAUUGCCUCUCACUGGCUAUCUGGACACCCGCUGAUGCGGAAGAUUGGUCAAAACUACCUGUUGCAUUAUUUGUCACGGGAGGUGGAGGUGUCACUGGUGGCAUUACGGUCCCAUCGCAGCUACCAUCUCAUUGGGUUGCGCGAUCACAGGAGCAUAUCGUGGUCACAAUUAACUACAGACUCAAUAUAUUUGGAAAUCCCAAAUCAAAGGCAAUGAAAGAGACUUCAUUGACAUUGCUGGACGUGCGUGCUGCAGUAGAAUGGGUCUCGGAGAAUAUUGCGGCUUUUGGGGGUAACCCGGAUAAUAUUAUGCUUUGGGGGCAAUCUCAAGGGGCAGCUCUUACGCACUUAUACACACUUGCCUUCCCAGACGAUCCACUAGUGGCAAAGUUCGGUGUUAUUUCCCAACCACCGACUGUGACUAUAAAUCUCACCGAGACAGACGAUGUUUACCAAGACUUCCAUAUUGUAGCAGAAGGUCUUGGAUGCAACUAUGGAGACGACUGGGAUGCCGAACUUGAGUGUAUGCGCCAGGUUUCCUGGGUACAAAUCGAAGAAUACAUCAAUCGCUAUGAUGGCUCUCCAUCAAUUGCAUUCACGAAUUACAUCCCGGAUGAGAAAUAUAUAUUCUCAGAUGAAACCGAGCGAUACCGCAAAGGCAAGGUCGCUCGAGGCCCAGCUAUUAGAUCGGAUGCCUCAAGGGAGCAAGCCAACACAAACCAAAGUGUGACGAUGGAGGUGGAGGGUGAAUGGAUUUGCACAGCAUAUCAAGACUCCCUCCUCCGGGCGUCGUUGGGACUCGAGACAUAUCGUUAUUUGUGGGCGGGUAACUUUUCCAACAUCAGCCCAGUACCGUAUCUCGGAGCAUUCCACUGGUCAGAUCUUUUAAUGAUCUUCGGCACUUAUAUGACAGACGCUGGUGAAAUUUCUGAACUUGAGAUCCAAACGUCGGAAACAAUGCAGGACUAUAUUCUCGCUUUUCUCAAGGAUUCCUCACGCGUCAGCUCUUCUGUCGGUUGGCCCGUCUUCCAUGCCAGUGAGCCAAAUGGUGGAUUGAUCCUCGAGUUUGGGAAUCAGACAACCGUGAGAAAUAUUACCGGUGACUUUCUUGAGGCUGGUUGUUGGAACUCUAGUAUCACGUUUCCAAUUUAUGAGAUUGAAAAAAGGGAAGGCCAGAAACUGGCAUGA
This is a messenger RNA of Penicillium angulare, 1620 nucleotides long. RefSeq lists its product as uncharacterized. The transcript is spliced from 6 exons. The record is from RefSeq and is a predicted model, not a curated record. Lineage: Eukaryota; Fungi; Ascomycota; Eurotiomycetes; Eurotiales; Aspergillaceae. The coding region runs from base 1 to 1620 and encodes 539 amino acids.